CAAUUUUGGCAGGGGAACGUUUUACCUUUAAGGCUUUACAUGGCGGAUCAGUGUUAAAGCGUGGUUGCACAGUGUGCGCUUUCUAUAAGGAUUUUUACUAACUUUUUGCGAUGCCGCACGUGAAUUCUAGCGGCGGGGACGAUCUAGCCUCUACUGAUGAGGUAAAAGUGUAUAAGGAUGAGGGAGAGGAGGAAAAAAGAUCGUCAGAAAAUUUAUCAGAGGACAAACUGGGUCUAGUCACAGAAAGCGAAGAGGAGAAAGGUUCCAAUCUCCCCGGCCAAAACGACCCCUCUACGGAGUCCAGUACACAGGACGGUAAAUCAGACCAUGGCCAUGACAGACCCGGGCCACUCCCUGGCCAGUAUGUUGUUACGCCCUACCCAUAUCCUAAUGGUGCUACAGUCGGAAGUUUGGGUUAUUUCUCUAUGUAUUCCACUCCAACAUUUCAAAAUGCUGCUGAACACGGGCUGGUAAGUACCAGUUUACCUUUUCCAAUGCCAAAGAAACUCUCAGACACAUCUCCAUGGGGACCAACUACACAUUUCAUGGGGAACAAAGUAUCAGUGGUGCAACCGACACAUCCUAGUGCGCUGGCUCACCUUAUGAUGUACAACAAUGACUCCUUUACACAGCCACCUCCAGCACACAUGGGUAUACCACCAGUUUCUAUAGACCCAAAAACAGGUUUACCGCGACCACCCAUGUACCCCAUCCCUCCACACCCUAGCCAGUACCCACAUCCAAUUUAUAGUCCAGAAUUCUCUCAAGUGCAAUGGCAAGGUCCACCUAGUUAUCCUGUGACGUCGACGGGGUACCGGGGGCCCUACCCCUCAUCAUUAGUCACAAAUUCAACGUUACGCUUUGGUCAUCCGGGUCUGAUUCCCCCUCCCCCUGGUGUCCACCACAGUGUCCCACACCCAGCAAUAAUCACACCGGGACCAAAACAAGAAAUUCCACAAUCACAAGCACAAGAGAAUCACAGGUAUCUUGAUAUUUCUAGAAAUGGUUCCCUUCAACUAGAUGAGGAAAAGCUAUGGGAACACUCCAAUCUCCUCUAUGGCAUGCACGCUGCACAUUUCAGGCACCAUCCAGGCCAUGACCAGGUUCGGCAUGACCAAGUCGAGCAGCCAGAACCAGAAAAGAAGAAACCUCAUAUAAAGAAACCGCUCAACGCCUUCAUGUUAUUUAUGAAAGAAAUGCGGGCACAAGUGGUGGCCGAAUGUACACUCAAAGAAUCGGCGGCUAUUAACCAAAUAUUAGGAAGAAAAUGGCAUACGUUAGACAGAUCAGAACAGGCAAAAUAUUACGAUAUGGCCCGAAAAGAAAAAGAACUUCACAUGCAGCUUUACCCCGGUUGGAGUGCUAGAGACAACUAUUCCAAACACAGCAAGCGGAAAAAGCGAAAGCGAGCGUCAUCAGAGUCUGCCGAUCCUGCAUCAUCAGAGUGUACCAAUCCCAAAAAGUGUCGAGCGCGGUUCGGGGUAGAACACCAAGGCCAGUGGUGCAAACCUUGCCGGCGAAAGAAAAAGUGCAUCAGAUUUUUGACUGAUGGAGAUGACGAUGACGACGACGAUGACGAUGGAACAUUAAGCGAUACUAAUGAUGACAGUGAUAGUGAUAAUCCUAGGUGCAAUCUUUUAUCCGAGCAAAGUUCGUCGAGCAAGAACUUAGCGAAGGCAGAUUCAACGCAGCCUGAAUCUAGUAGUCCGGUGUCGAGUCCCGAAGGAACAUCCCAUUUAGAAGUGCCCCGUGAUAGUCAGGAUCAGACGCAAUCUGUUGUGUCGAGUCAACCAGUAGAUAUGCAGCCAACGUCGACGUGUACAACAGGACAGGAGACGUCAACAGACGCGGCAAAUUCAUCGUAGAAUAACCUGGACUCGAUUUGUUGUGCUAUUUUACUUUUCUCGUCGGUUGUAUAGACAGUUUUAAUGGGGGUUCAUGAUUUUGUACAGUGUAUAGGUAGUUAUACAGAUUGUACAUUUGGUUUAUUGCGUCACCGGACCGGAGUGAGGCGUUUUUUUCCCGAGCAGGGAGUUUGUCAACCAGGUGAAUACCUCAGUUUUCCGAGAAUAUUUGUGGAGUUACGAUAGCGGUACUUUUUUGAGCCAGUCGGAGGGAUGAUUUUGUCGUACAAGCACCUUUAAGAGCAUAAAAUCACCACCACAACACAUGUCCUGCCACUGUUUUGUCGUAUAGACCAGAAUCUUAGCCAGUUGUUUGUUUUUUGCCUCAAGAUAUGAGAGUACUGGAGUCUGCAUGUUUCCAUCAACUAUCAAGUACACAAUGAAAAACAUGCAAAGUGGAAUCAUUUGCUUUAAUAUGUUUCUGUAGAAGUUAUUUUUUAAAUUGGCCAACAUUACCGUAGGAAUUUGUUAGUGCCACUUUGGCAUAAAAGUAUGGAAAACACGCAUCGGCAGAACUUCUUUUGAACCUUCCUUAAAACUCAUUUUGAGAGGAAACCUAGUUUCUUGCCAAUUCUCAUGAAUUUGUAGAUGUUGUACCCUGUACAAGAUCUCUCUGGUUUGAAUCCUUCUGGUCAAACUUAUGCUUUAAUGCUGAAUGUCAUUCGAAAUCGCCAAUAAAAUUGUCUUGCGGGAGCCAGCAAACAUUGCAUGAUUUAUAUUGAGCAAAUAAAAAUCAAUGUUCCUUCCGCAAGUUUGCAUAUUAUCAGUACGAAUUAAACAUCGUAAAAAAUUUGUGCCAAAUCUUACCAGAAUUAUUAUGCUUAUUCUUGAUAUUGAAAUCGGGAGACCGAUUUUAAUAUUGUUGACACCUGUGGUAAAAAAUCAAGUAAGUCUGCAUAAAAAAUCAAGGAAAUCUGAGUGAAAAUGAAUUUUAUUUUUGCAUUGAAGAAAUAUCUUGUUGUGAUAUGAAUGUUUGGUAGUGCUGAUGCAUUGAAUCAUUACGGUUAAAAGUAUGCGGUCUAUGGUAUCUAGACAUGUUCUCCUAAUUUUUUUGGACAAAUAGUUUAAUGAGGAUUUUAAAGCUAUUUUUGAUGCAUAAGUUGCUGCUUUUUACUUGCAUAAUACUGUAAAUGCCACAUUUUUGUGCCUCUUUAUUUUUGCGAAAAUUCAGAAAAUUAUUUUCGCAAUUUUUUAGUUUUGGCGGAUCACAAGUAUCUUUUAAAUUUUCCAGUGGAAAAGAUAUUUCUUAGCAGUUUUUACUUUCGUCUAGGUUAUUCGCGAGUUCUGUGAAAAUAAAACACCCACAAAAAUUUGGCAGCUUUACAGUGUACAUGUAAUACCUUACAUUUGAUAAGACAAUGAAAAGUGCUUACUAACCCCGAUCUUGCCUGUUUGCGACUUAAAUUCUCUCCUUUUAUAGAAGACAAUUUAGAUCACUUGACGUUAAAUUCUACUCCAUGCCCAAGAUCUAAACGAAUGUAUUUUCACACCUACAUCUUUUGAUUAACAACAAAACUGUUAUUGAAACUUCCAGAUUUGUAAUAGAUGAAAGUGCUUGUCGUCGGGUCACCCUUUAAGAAUGAGUGGCACAUGACAUAAGCACCAUUGGCGAUAAAAUUGUGUAAAUGAAACGAUUUCUACAUGGCCAUAUGGUACAAAGCUGUUCAAAUUUUGUUGAUGAUGGGGCGAAUCUACGUGACUAUUUCAUCUUUAUGUAAAAUGUACCUUUUUGGUUACCGAUUAACGUUGUGUCCACUUUAGCCGUUUUGGCAAAGCAAUCAGAUCUAAAUACGUUAUUUUUCUUCCACGUCUGCUUAUAGAGAGACUUUGACCUUAUUGGUCGAUUUUUGCGGCGUUGACUAAUUUUGUUGUCGAAAGAAUCAGCGGGACAUUCACGUUGUUGGCACGUUGUUAUCACUUCGUUGCGAAGUUGAACCAAGAAGCAGGACAAAAAGUUUGGGUUUUCACACUAAAGCCAGGUUUUCACGCAUAAAAUUCACACGUGACACACAGAUGUCGCCUAGCUCACUUGCCAUAUCAAUGAGUUGUCUUCACAUUUUUCGUAAAAAGCGACCUUAUUACAUUUCUGCGCACAAUGUUAUUAUAUCUUCACAUAUUUGCUGGAUCAUGUGACAAUCACGUGACACUUCACGCGUCAACGUCAACGUGACCCCACGAGACAUAUCACGUGUCAAUCUGCACCCCAUAUAACCUUAUCUUUCUCUGUUUCAAAAUGGUUUUAUCUUGUUGUGCAAAUUCUACUUUCUCAAUUUGAUGUCGUUUGACACUUUGAUAAUAGAUGGAGCCAUCAGAAAAUAAAUCUCAGUGAAUCACUCACUUCAUAUCUAAAAUUCCUCUACAAAUCGUAUUUCAUUUGUUUUAAGAUUUAGUCACACAUUCGAACCAUUUGAAAACAACAGUUGCUGAGAAUUUUUGAAGGUGAAACCUUUCAAGAGUAAAACGCACUCACUAAUAACAUUUCAUGAGUUUAUUUUUAAGUCCAGGAACAAAUUCAGGUCACUUAAUGCAAAGAGAUGUUUAUUUCACUCACCCUUACCCAGGGGGCGUUCUAACUGGAUAACGUACGUUUUAACUUGGUGCGAGUUUUACCUUACGAAAAUGAUCUAUGCUCUUCCUUUGUGACUGGUAGUUUUAACGGAAAUUGCUUAAUCUUAAAAUAUUCUCAGUGACUGCGAGUUCGAACAGCUAGAAAUUGCUGGGUUUUUUGGCAUAAGUUUGUCAUCAGAAAAGCACCUGCAACCUCUUUGCCACAUUUUGAAUAAAAAUCAAAUUGCUCAAAAAGUUUUGCAAUUGUUUGAAAAGCCAUAUAGUAAUUCGCUUGACAACAUUGCUUGGAAAAAAAACCUUAAUUUCACUCUUCCUUUCUACCUGCACUGCUCGCAAAUAAUUGGUUGAUGAACUUCCCUAUCAAGUGACAUUGUGCUAGUAUCCAAAUCGGUGACUAGAUUCUGAGGUCUUUAUAUGGUCCUCAAAGGUCUUCAUGCUUUAGUUAUACAUUCAAACCAAAGAUAGCAAAAAUAGUUGUAGAAUUAAAGGAAAAAGUUGUAUACUACUAGUCUUGAGUGAAAAGGGAAGCACUUUAGAUUAGAAGUGCUAGGGUAUUACUGAAAUCAUGUCAAAUUUGUUGAUUUGUUUCUUGAGAGAUUUUAUGAUGGUCUCACCACAGUAGUUGGUCUCACCACAGUACCGGUAUGUAGAUUCACAGGUUGUAGUCGUACUCCACUAAAUUCUUUACCGAAUUGAAGGCGAGGCUCUCUGGAUUCUGUAUUGACCAUUUUCCUUCUGUUUCUUGUUGGCGUGAAACUUGAUGACUCUAUGAAGUCACUAGUUGUAAAAUUCGCACAAUGAGACUUACAGCUAACCUGUUUCGUGUGCAAACUAUUUUGAUAUGCCUUCCACAAUUUGCUCUCAUCCAAAAUGAAGGUUGUUGGACAUUUUGUCUGGCUCUGAAAUUAUGGUGGGGCUUGUGACGGUGGAACUAACGUCAUAGCAUUGUGUUACUGGAAGUAACCUCGCAUGCUAUUUGGCAAUGGUAAACACAGAAUCCACUAGCCUCGCUCAUGCCACAAAAGUUUUCACCGUCGUCCGUUAACGUAUAUCCAUCACCAGAUCACAUUCAGGCGUUGUGUCAUCUCACCGUCACGUAUCGCCAAGCUACGUCGCACAGAUAAGCUAGCGCCAUCUGUGGGCGACAAGAGGAGCAAGAUAUCAAUGCAUAAUAUAAGUAAACUCUAGGUGAUAUAUGAGUCUAUGUUCACCGAGCGUUUGGUGAAGAGCUCAAAAAUUUAUAUCGGGGUGCGUACCACUUGGUUAUGAUUCGACGCCUUACCACUUUGUAUCUUGUAUCAUUCUAGGCUCAGACAAUCCUUGAAAUUUGUGAUAUUUCUCAUAUAAUUAUGAACCAUUCACUGUUCCCGAAAUAGUUUAUUGAUAUUUCAAUCGCCUAGGUGAUUUAGCUCAGGUCUGAACUCCGGUGUGAAAUUGUCAAAUGUCAGGGUUUUAGUCGAAAGUCUAGACUGAUACGAGGCGAAUAGAGCUUCAAGUCGACGCAUAUGCUAGGGGUAGCGCCUCCUUUUAUUGUACAGAGUACCACCUAGUGGUCAAUUAUUUACAAUGGGUUUCUGACAGGAGCCGUAAAUGUGUACAUCUAUCUACUUAAAAUGAAAAAAAAGUAACUCGAGCUUCUUCCAUGGAGCAUUUUUCCCAUUUGGUAGGAACCAUAUCAUUGCAAUGUGUAUGCAAUUUUGUUCGUAGUGUUCAUUUGUGAUCCUGUUCGAGAGGCUCGUGGAGUUAGUUGUCAGAUGACUGUUGUACCCGAUGUUCAGAGCAAUCGUCAUUUUUGUUGUUCAUUUGUCACUUGGGUUCUCUACUUCAUGACCUUGAUCCUUUUAACCCUUGUUGGACUAGGGGCGCUUCAAAAAUAUUUCCAAGGAAGAUUUUCAACGGCCGAAAAUGAUUUAAACCAUUGAAAGUUCAUCGCGAUGGCUUAAAAAUAAUGACCUAAUGUGUAGGGUUCCAUUAGCGAUGAAAAGUUUGGUUUCAAUAUCACUUAUUGUUUACACAUCAGUGACAGGUAGCGCCCUCAGUCCACUAAGGAUCCCCUAUCCGUUAUAAGAUGCGGUUAAAAUUUUUAUGAGCCAUUUCAUAAGAGAAUAUCAUGACUUCGUGUACAAUUGAUAGUAUUUUAUUUUUGAUCACUUUGAACGAUGGUCUUGUUACAUUUGAAUCGGACAUUAUAUGCUUCAGGUCUGAUUUUUUAUUACAUAAAUGUAAUGUAAUUAAAUAUAUAUUACGGAAAAUCGACAAAAUCACUGAAAGACAAUCCUAUUCCUGACACAAUCAUAAUGGAAUUUCUAUCCAAUAUUUUUAUGUUGUACAUAGCGCAUACAUUUGCUCAAGGUUAGAAAUAUUAAGUGAGCUACAUAGUUCGACAAAACAUGACGAAGGGAUCACAUGGUGAGUUCCGUUGUAAAACAUGACAGCAUCAGUGCUCAUGCUGACGAAACCAGGAAUGUGCGACUGUCGCGUGUAUAUAUUAUAAAUGUAAAGUUUGUCAAUAAGUGCAUACAUUGUUUAUUGGAAAUACAGGGUCAGUGUUCGAGACAAUAUGGUCUUCAACACUUGUAGAAUGUUUGCAUGCUCUUGCUCAUGAAUUUGAUAAUAUUAGGUGUAGAAUUUUUCAUGAUAUACAGUUUGUUUUCAGUUGAAGCUUUUUGAGGUUGAAAUUUAUUUUUGAAAUGUCAGAAUAUGUGCGGUACUUGAUAAUUUGCAUGAUAUGUUAUCUGUAUUAGUCCCAUUAGUGAUCUUCCCUCAAAUUAGGCCAAUUUCUGUUUAUAUGUGGUCCUAUCGAAUUUUAGGAAGGACAAAGUCCACACAGUGUUGCUCAGAUAGGAAAUCAGCUUUGAGUCUCGAGCACAGUGCACACAGACAAUUUAAUUGUCCCGCAAUGAUUAUCAAACCCAGUGUUUACCAGUUGUACUUAUUUGCAGACUGGGGAUCUUUUUGUUGCACAUCACAGCGAUUAUAAUCACAGGUUUCAGCAACAAAUGUCUCUCUUGUUGGCGCGACGCUUUUGGCCAAGUCUUUAACAGAAACUAUGAAACAGAUAAAUUAUCAAGUACCUUAACAUUGCCUAUUAAACAUAGUUGGUUAGUAAAAGUCCCUAUCCUUGCCUACCAUUGUUGUCUUCUUAGGUCCUGCGCUUGUAUGAGUGACAGUAUUAAACCUUCAUGUAUUUACCCUAAACUUGCCGUGUUCUACACUGUGCUUGUCUUUGCCAUCUAACACAAACGACUCGGAGAAGAUCUUGGGUGAACUUGUAAAGGUCCUUACUGUUAGUGCAAAAUCUUGUUGCGAGGGCCAAAUGACAGCGAACGGACGAUGUCCUUGCCCUAUUGACAACCGUCAAGUUUGAUGAAAAAAUGUCAGCCCAAUAAAUUGCUAAUGGACACGAUCAAAUAAUUUUUUUUAUUGUACCAUUUGUCAUUUGGCAUUUCUGAGAAGCUCCUCAAAAUGUAAAGUCCAGUAGAGGUGUUCUUUCUUUGUCUUACUUUCAUAAAGUCAAAAAUGUUCCACUUGAUGAUACGAGGGCAAUGUGAUCUCAUAGCCUUGUAUCCCAAGAUAAAGAUUCACUGAAUAGCCAUCUCAUUGUGAACUUGUCCAGCAGCUCAUCCUAAUGUUUCUCUCCGAGUCGUUUGCAUGGAUGCAUCUAGAGAAUUGUUCCCGCGCUUUAAAUCAAUGUUCGCUUCGAUGAUAUUGACGACAUCUGCUUGUCGGGUGGUAGUUUGUCUUUUCGCCAAUAGGUGGAGUAAGGAAAAUGAUCUGAAAUUCUCGGUGCAGGAACUUGGCUUCACAGCCUGAAUAUGGUAUAAUUGUCACCAAGGAAUUAUUGGAGAAAUAAUCUCACUUUCAUAGCAUUGCAUUUGGGCCUUAUUAAAAAAAGUCAAACCGGUUACAAGAUAUAUAUCAUUUCUUGAAAAUAAAAAGAUUUUAUGUACCGAAUGGUCAAUGUUAAUCAGGAAAUAAUACAACUUGACUAAUAAAUUCAUCCCAUUGAAAGGCUGGUAGUCCUAUACUGGAGCUCAUGACAAAAUGAAGAAAAAUUCGAAGUGAUGUUUUGAUUUUCUAUCAACACAUAAUUUUUGAUCCAAAUAUUGCACAGGGAAUAUCACUCAGAAGAUCAAUUUAUUGAACGCAGGAAUUUUUGGUUUCAGUGCAUGAUAUACCCAUACCAAAUGUUAAACUUUGUGGCUUCUACAAUAACUUUAUAUGACUAUAGCAUCGUAGCGCUUCAUCAAUUCAAAACACCGACGUGACUGCCUCGGAUGUCAAGCCAAGUUCCCCAGUUGGGAGAGUUUGUAAAUACUAAGCAGUUUCCAUGGUCAAUCCGUUACAUUCCAUGACUAGAUGUAUAUUAUAUAGCUGGGAGCAUGGUCACAACAAGGUUUUUAGAUCAAGUCGAGUGUGUAUCGUACUAUUGUUUCGAAUACUGCAUGUGUGCAUCCAAAUUAUUUUGAAGAAAAUUUCAUUUAUUUCAAAGUUUUGGCUGGAUCAAGUGUACUUUUAGUCCUCCUGAAAUAAUCUACCCUCCUCUGAUCUUUAUCAAUCUAUUUGGAGGCCCUCUUAGCAUAUAGAGGGGUUGCACCUCUUGGAUGCGGCUAUUUUGGACCACAACCACUUCAGAUAAUUUCAUGGGAACCAUACCAGACAAAGAUCGAUGAGUUAGUGUCAUGAUAGAUCAGUAAAAUCUGAUUUAAAAUUAAUGGGGUUCACUUGAUUCAGCCAAACUCUCCCAAAUACCUAAAUAAUUUUUCCCCAUUUCAACCCUAUUUUCUUUUCCCCCUUUUUCAUAUACGCCUUUAAGGCAAUUAUUAAAUGUUACAACCGUAGAAAAAGAUGUGAUCAGCGCCUGUCUUGCCAACACAAUCAUUGUUAUUUGAAAAUUUGUAUUUGAAUUUGAAUAUGUAUCUGAUCAUGUGCUAGUAUUAGUGUUACACUGUGCUCAGGUAAACAUUUCAGCGAGCUUACAUGUAGGGAUUUCAAUUCGAUUUUACGACAAAAAGGUCAAUUGUCAUCGAGAUGUGUACAUCAUUUUGUAAAUACUUACAUGGAAUAUGUGAUGUUAUCUUUCAUAUUCUUGGGGCAUUACAUAACCCCUUCUUAUAGGCCACUUUACAUGUUGGGGUAGAUUUUGAUGUGGAAGCCAAGUUACAAUAACGACAAAAAAUUUUUUGGAUGAAAUAUGAAAGUGAAUGAGGGACUUUAUUGCCAAAAAGUGGAAGUAGUAUUUAGCGGUCUUAUACAAUACAGAACCUUUUGUGGAUGAAAUUGACAUGGGUUUGACAUAGAAUGGAAAUCUAUUGUUUGUUGGACCGCUUACCACUGCAGCACUAGCGGUAAAGUUCCUCAUACCCGCCCAGGUAUGAUGUCUAAAGGAUAAUGGUACCGGCUGAGGUUGCCAGAAGGAUGAAUGCAAGAUUCCAGCCAACUGUUGAUGAAGUGGAUGCUUCAGAGAAAGCUUUCGAUGGGGACUUUUACUAUUUGAAAUAUUUCCCAAUCAGGUGAAAUGACCUAACUGAAGCACUUCAUAUCGUGCAAUCUCGUAAAAAAGAGCACUCUCCUUAUUUGAUAUAAGGAAAACCUAAUAUGGGCUGAGGACCAACAGAAGUCGAAUUCAGUCAGAUUUGAGGGUACUCUGAGGGCUUGCUCCUGGGACUGAAUAUGUAUUGACCUUACAUUUAACAUAGAGUUGACUGGAAUCUAGGCUACAUCGAGUUUACAUUUAGCAUGCAGUGUCGCUUUGGCAGGCUGAUGAUACGAUUACAAAUAAGUCCAUUUCAAAUCUCUUGCCAGUAAACAAGUAAUGCUCAUACUUGACCAGGCUUCGACUUGCCGUAUGUCGGCUUCCAAUGUCAGCAAAAAUUGCCACAUUUCUUUUGAUGUAAUUUACUUUAUUUCCUUAUGCGAAAAGAUUAGCAGAUGUAUUUUAUAGAAUUGUCAAAUGAAUUGCCAACUGAUGUAUUUUAUAGUACGGUCAAAAAACUGGCCCGUGUGUUUUACAGUAAUGUGGAUGAAAUUCCUUUGCCGUUAUGAUGUAAAACAUGUUUGCAGUGUAUCAUACAUUACUGUAAAAUGCAUCACACAUUACUGUAAAAUGUAUUGCCAGCCUAUUUCACUGUACUGUAAAAGAAAUUGCCAAGUGAUGUAUUCAUUAUUUCUAAACAUGCUAAAGUAGAAAUUGAAAUUUGAACACAUUCUAUCAACUUUGAAAAUGUUUUAAUCGUGCAGAUCAGUUAUUUGUGCUUAAUAUGUGUCAAAGGUCACAAGGGUCAAUCUGGCCAUGGUAAGUUGACAUGGACGCUUGUGCAUUUCUGUGACAUUAGAAUGUACAUUGCACAAUAAUCCCUAGUCAGGUUAGCAUGGGAUGGAUACAUAUUAGCCUAAAAUGUUUUAAGGUCAUUGUAUUGUGCAUGCUGCCAGUGAGGGAUCAGGUACAUUGUAUCUGGCUACAGGGGGAUAGCUAAAUUCAUAGAUGCAUUCAGUAUCAAUAUGAGAGUGAAUAUGAUUUUAUUCUAUUUUGUCCUGAUGUUUUACACAAAAUGUACUUGAAUUUUACCAAAUUAUACACAGAUUUAAAUAGUUUUACUAACUUCAUGACAAAAUUUUCAUGAUUGCUUCCACAUCUUAAUAGAACUUAUAGUACAAACAUGUACAAGGGUUGUGUGAGUUCUGUCGUGAAAAAAGAAAAAUGGGUAAUUGCAUCAGUACGGCGGUGUGUACAAGGUAGUUUCUGUCCUUGGGGACGUGUUUGUCCCCAUGUUAAGUGGGUUUGACCUUGUCAUUUAGAUAUUCUCGCAUUCCUGUAACAUGGCAUUUCCGAAUUAUUUUGUGUAUAGAAUAUUGCAUUUUGUCAUUGACCCUCUAAGAAUUGGUGGAGAAAUCUAUUUUUUUGUUGGAAACGCCAGAGUUGAAACUGGCACUAUUUCCCAAUUUAUUUGAGGCUAUGUUCUUCUAAAUUAAUGAUAGUAAUAUUCCCAAUGAUGGAUAUGCCCAAUUUAACGAUGGUUAUAUUCCCAAAGCGACAGGGUGUCAAAUGUUCCUUACUGAUGGGUAUAAGCUGAAUAUUUAUCAUGCCCAAGCUACCAGCUGAAAUUUAAAAACUUUUAUCGGACCAGAGUGAAGCUACACCAAGAAAUAAGUAAGGCCUUGAUAAGAUUUUUAUCACACCACCUGCGGUUGAUCGUAAUGAGAUAUAUGCAACGUUAUGCAGUCGAAAACGUACACAUUUACAGAAUUGAACACUUCCUAAUAAGUGAUGCCAAUUGUUAUUCAUGAGGCUUCCAAGGGUGUCCCAGUGUCUGAGCCCCUGAAUCUUAUAACUUAUGCUACAAUGCUGCAAUUUCCGUAAAAUUGUUUAUCCAGCAACAUUCUGACAACAGGCUCGUUAAGCGACAAAUUCUAUUCUUUAAAUUGAGAAGAAGAAAAAACUUUAUCAUUUUGGGUAUUUUCUAUCAUUCUGUAACUGUGAUAUGCCCAAUUUGGUCUGUGUGUUUUCGGAGACACCCAGUACAACAUGUGCAAAUUUAGUCUGAACUCUUAACUCCAUCUUCAUAAAGAAUAUUCUUACAUUAAAGUCUGAUCACAUCCACCAGUUCUUAGAGGUUUGAGGAUUUUUAGACACAUUUGAACACAGCAUGUGGAAGGGGUCUUUAAGUGGUUCAGUUGUGAGUUUAAUGCUUUGAAAUUCAGUUUUUAGUUUCAAGUAGAAGGGAAACAUUGAUUCGAGUCCUUGGCUUUGCAUUUAAACAUCUUGGGAAUGUUCUGUUUGUCUUGAGCAUAUUAGAAUAUCAAACUCAAGUCUCAAACAUUUUGAUUGAAUGAAUUGUUUGCAUCCCCAAUUAAAAUAUUUUUCAACCUUAAUUGAACCUGCUUAAUUGAACCUUAGUUGAACCUGCUUAUAACUAUUAUAGAUCGUUUAUUUUCUUUACUGACAAGGUUAUAAUUAAAUGCUGACAGUCACUGUUGCUGAAUUUGGCUUUAUAACCAUUACCAUUGGUGAUUGAAUGAUUAACAAGGUUACACCCUCAGUAGGUAAUAGUUAUGAGAAAGUGCUGGAUUGCCUCGAAGCUAGAUUUGAGACGUAGAAUUAGUUUUGCCCAAAACAUCAUGCUUUCAAGUGUACAGUAGAACCUCUCUAUUAAGGACACCCUCAGGACUGACAAGUGCUGUCCUUAUCAGGGAGGUGUCCUGAUUAGAGAGGUCAAAUUGAAUCGAAACCACCAUUUUGGGACUGAAACUAGUGUCCUUAAUAGAGAGGAUGUCCUUAAUAGAGAUGUGUCCACUAAGGGAGGUUCCACUGUAUAUCAAAUUUCUCAGCAGUUUGUUUUGUCUGAGCAGAAAUCUUCGGCAUUGUUAUGUUGUUUUAGAUAUUUGGCAGUCGAGGGUCGUAAUAUUUAUGAAAAGGAAAACGUUUUUGCUUUAGGAAUAAUGCUAUUGGCUGCAUUCAGAUAUCCGUAUCAAAUUAUAGGAUUUUUUUUGCUACAAAUAUAUGUUUUACUGGGUUUUAAAAUAGGAAAAGAUAAUUAAGCCAUUUCUUAUUAUCGAGUCUGCUAACUUUUUGUCCGUUUUGACGAUUUUCGAAACAUUAUUUUGAGAUUACGUGGUAUUUUGUUCCAUAGUCUGGGAAUGGGGUAAACUGCAUUAUGGUAAAAGUAUGGGGGCAUGUACUUAAUUUGUAUGGCUAAUCAGGGUAAUUUUGAUAUGAUGAUACAUGAAAUGAGUGAUGCGAUUUAAUUAGAUAAAUGUAUGAAUUGAAUUGAAUCAGUACUUAGCUGAUUAAUGACUCAAUUAAGAGGAAGACAAAUGUACUUUAUGAAACGAGUUAUUGAUAAUGAAAUAUCAUGAUUUUCAAUUUGAGAUGGAUUUUGAAUGACAAGGUCAAAAUGUGUUUUCAUCUAGUUGAUUAUGGUUCAUUCAUGUGCAACUUUCCUGGUUUCGAAGCAAGUUCACUAAUCUGAAUGUGAUUAACCUGCAUGACAUCAGAUACAUUGUAUUUAUAUGACCACUUAUUUCUGUAAUAAACUUCCCAAGUUAACAAAUUGUAAAA
This is a messenger RNA of Lineus longissimus, 13530 nucleotides long. RefSeq names its product transcription factor 7-like 2. Lineage: Eukaryota; Metazoa; Nemertea; Pilidiophora; Heteronemertea; Lineidae. Gene Ontology annotation, cellular component: beta-catenin-TCF complex; chromatin. The transcript has 14 exons. Gene Ontology annotation, biological process: canonical Wnt signaling pathway; regulation of transcription by RNA polymerase II. Bases 111 to 1865 code for a protein of 584 amino acids. The record is from RefSeq and is a predicted model, not a curated record. Gene Ontology annotation, molecular function: DNA-binding transcription factor activity, RNA polymerase II-specific; RNA polymerase II cis-regulatory region sequence-specific DNA binding.